GGUUAAAAAAGUUCUGAUAUUGUUCUGAUAUGGUGUCACAAAGUGUUUUGUAAUUAUAAUAUGUAAUUUAAUUAGUUUAUUAAUAAGCGGAAAUAAGUGUUCAGUAAUGUGAUAAAUUGAAUUUUUUCUACAUAAAAAUUGUCGAGGGCACGGUAAUCCACUUUUUAUCUGUGACAUUCACUAAUGCAUUAACUGACUUUAAAAGUGAUGGUGCAAUUAAUUUCUGCUGUUCUAUUUAUAAUUUCGAUAGUGCAAUUUACUGAAUCUAGUCUUUAUAAUUAUAAAAGUGAUUACCAUGAUGUUUGCCCACAUUUGUACAGAACACCUUUUAAAGGCUAUGUCCCUCGUGCAAAUUUAACAGCAGGAACAUACACUGAAAUUCCAAAGGCAACGUCUUUAAAAUCCUGUGUAUUAAAGUGUUGUGUAAAAGAAAAUUGCAAUGUUGUUUUUGUUGUUAACAAGAAAUGUUACCACAUUCAGUGUGUUAGCAAUGAUGUUUGUGCCCCAUCACCAACAAACCAAGAUGAUAUGGAUGAUGUAACUAUGGUGCUUGUAAAUCCGGUCAAUGGUGAUGAAACAUGGGCAGAUAUAGUUGAGGGUGGCAGUUACAUUGGAGAACCUUUUGAUAAAGAAAUGUUGAACAUUUUAAACAACCCUACAGAAUUUGAAAAGGCUUAUAAAGAAGCUAUGAUACAAAUGGAUGAGUCAAAUUUUAAUUUUGCUUCUGGCUGCACUAUUGGUAAUCCAGAAGCUUGUGAAAUAAAUGAAGAAUGCAUACAAAAUCAUCCAAAAUCUCGUUCAGGAACAUGUCGAUGUAAAACAGGUUUUGCUCGUUCUCCAUCUGGACUUUGUACAUUGGUUUUGGAUUUUAAAGAUAAAGGAAUUCAUGAUGUACUCAAUGGAUUUUCAGAGCAAAUUUUACCAGUAUCAAGCUCAACAAAUACCUCUUUAAAGCAGCUUACAAUUACUGUAGAAUCUAAAGAGGUAAAAUUACCUGAAAAUGAAGUCACAUUAACUGCUUUCAUUGAUCCACCAGCAACUGAAAAAGGAGGGUAUCAGUACGAUUGGAACUUGAUACAACAGCCUGAAGGCAAUGCAGCUGUUAAACAUCAAAAUGGAGAGCAAUUACAGUUAUCUCAACUUUCUGAAGGAUUAUACACUUUCAAGGUGACGGCUUCAAAUGACGUUUCCUAUGGGGAGGCAUUCACCAAUGUUACAGUCUUGCCUCCAUCAAGGGUCAACAAACCUCCUGUUGUAGUUAUCACUCCAGCAAAUCAGACUGUUAAGCUUCCUAAUACAGGAGCAGUUCUUGAUGGUUCAUCAUCAUCUGAUGAUGACGGUAUUACCACCUGGCAUUGGGACUUAGUUCAGGGACCACUUGGUUAUGAACCAGAACUCCAAGAAACGCCUACGUUACAACUUAAAGAUUUGAAAAUUCCUGGGAACUACACAUUUAAAUUGACCAUCACCGACACUGAUAAGGCAACAAAUUCGAAUAUUGCUAACAUAACUGUCGUUAAAGUAACUGAUUACCCCCCAGAAGCAAAUGCUGGUCAAAAUGAAAUUUUGUAUUUGCCUCAUAAUUCGAUAACAUUAAAUGGCAAUUUGAGUUCUGAUGACCAUGCGAUAGUCGCAUGGGAAUGGACCAAGAGCGCAAGUGAUGCUAAUAAAGCUGUUGACAUGCAAGACACUCGAACUCCUUAUUUAAAACUAUCAAAUCUGGAGGAAGGUAUGUACACCUUCGUUCUAAAAGUUACCGACAGCGAGAAUCAAAUUAGUACAGCUGACGUGCACGUCUUUGUAAAACCCCCCACAAAUAAACCUCCUGAGGCCAGGGCGGGAAGUAACAUAACGAUUAGUUUACCACAAACGUGGGUGACUUUAGAUGCAAGUGGUAGUACUGAUGAUAAUAAGAUCGUGGGCUACCAAUGGAAACAAGUCGAAGGACCAAACACAGCAGCUAUAAUGGGGCAAAAUUCAAGUGUUACGAAUGUAACAGGGUUAACAAAGGGCGUUUACCAAUUCAGGGUGUUUGUAACGGACGAUAACGAAAACGUGGCCAAUGAUACGGUUUUUGUCAUUGUUAAUCAAAACGAGAAUCAGAAACCAAAAGCGAAUGCGGGAGGUGAUUUCGAGGUCGAAUUACCUCGUAAUGUUAUUUACAUAAACGGGUCUCUAUCUAAAGAUGACUGGAAGGUAACUAAAUGGAAAUGGACCCGUGAUGAGUCAUCUUUGGCGAUCGGUAGCAUAGCAGAGAAGUCCGACGAAACGCCUGUGCUCAUGUUAACUGGUGCAAUACCGGGGAAGUACGUGUUCACAUUAACUGUGUAUGAUGAACAAGGUCAAACCGAUAUGGACACAGUAACGGUCACUGUUAAGGGCGAUCCUAUGCUUUAUCAUAUGGUUGACGUCACUAUAGGAACCAAUGCAAAAAUUCUCACCGAGUCUCAGUAUAACAUUGCUAAAGGAAAAUUGGCCUUAUUGGUACAAGACGGGGCAGUUUUGAAGGAACGUGGUUUGAAGCCUGAAUCUGGUACAAAUAGGGCUAUCUUAAGCUUCUACGUCGAAGACAGGCAUGGCAAACCAUUGCCUGCUAGUGUCGUGGUAGAGCAACUUCGAAAAAAGUUACGGGUCGACGAAAGUCUUUUGGGUUUCCAAGUCACACGUUUACAGAGUGUUAUUUGCCAAAAUAAUUGUUCAGGUCAUGGUGUAUGCGACGAACAAACACGACGAUGUGUUUGCGAGGCCUUCUGGAUGCAAGACCUGUUUAAUUUAUACUUUGGUUUUGAAGAGGAUUCAGAUUGCAGAUGGAGUAUAUUGUACGUUGUUUUGGGUGUGAUAUGCAGUGUAGUAGCAUUAAUUGGAAUUUUAUGGGGUGCUGCUUACUUGUGCUUCAGUUGGUGCGUCCGUAGGAGGUUAAACUCCAAACCAAACUCUUACAAAUUAAUUGAAGAAACCGACGAUUUGCCUCCAUAUUCUAGAAAGGACAACCUUACAGACAGUGACACCGAUUCGGACGUUGUGUUUGAGUCGAGGAAUAAAAGUUCACGUUUUGAAUCCCGAAAUGGACACAAGCCAACCAGGAAUGGUUUUCCAAAAAUGGGUAGAAGAAUAAAAACGUAAGCGUCGACUAGGAUCAUUUACACGCUUUUGCUAAGGUAAUGCCUUAAUUUUUUACUUAUGCUACCUUUUCGAAGUAAGCUUUACUUAUACAGGGUUUUAAUUUGUUAAAUGUCAAGAAUUAUAGUUAUUAUCUAAUUUUUAUCUCCUAUGUUGACAUUCGGUUGAUACCUUUUUAACCAGAAAAUAAACAUUAAAAUUAGUUAACUGGAUUAUCGUUUCUGGUUAAAGAAGUUUAAAGUAUUAAUAAUAUUGUGAUAUUUUAUUUGUGGCGCAUUCAAAAACGGAAAAAAAAUUUGUUAUAUUUUUUUCUAUAAUUCUUUUACCAGAAAAUGUGCCAUCACACUAAAAAUAUGAGCUCGAUUUAAGCCCCCAUUUACCAUUACUGUGGCUGUGUUUUUCUAAUUUUAAUCAGUACUUUUACUAGUCCACAAAAAAAUCGCACAGACCAAACAGGUAACUUAACAAAUAUAGCUGUUGCCAAUUAUCUCAUAAGUGAUCGAGUUACAUCCCAGUUAUGUAGUUGUAAUAUGUUGUGUUUUUUGGAAAAGAAAUUACUUUGGUUAUGAGAAGAAUUCUUUAAAAAACAUGCAUAUUUUUUCUGGUGGUUUAUUAUUUAUCAUUUGUUGUAUUUUGAAUUAAUCCGUAAUUUUUUUGCCAAUGUAUUGCAUUUAAUUAUCAUUCUUAAAGGACUAUACAUAUAUGCUAUAUAUUUAUAACAAUAAUAAGAUUUUUCAUAAGGUAAUUUAAACUCGUGUUGUAAAAAAUUGUGUAGAAGUAAAUAUAGGAGGCCAAUGAGCUUUGUUGAUAAAUGUGUUUGUGUUAGGUAUAAGUAAUUAUGUUGUAUGUGUAUAUUUUGUGAUUUUCACAACGAAAUAGAUCAUAAUAACUUA
Molecule: messenger RNA, 4013 nt
Organism: Agrilus planipennis (emerald ash borer)
Lineage: Eukaryota; Metazoa; Arthropoda; Insecta; Coleoptera; Buprestidae
Product: dyslexia-associated protein KIAA0319-like protein
Exons: 12
Coding region: 208-3123 (971 amino acids)
Cellular component (GO): plasma membrane; cytoplasmic vesicle
Source: RefSeq, a predicted model, not a curated record